Molecule: messenger RNA, 1674 nt
Organism: Anolis sagrei ordinatus
Lineage: Eukaryota; Metazoa; Chordata; Lepidosauria; Squamata; Anolidae
Source: RefSeq, a predicted model, not a curated record
AGGAUUCUAUGGCGUUAUGUCUUGGUGUGAUAACAAUCAAAGCAGCAUCUGGUGGACAUUGUGGAAUUUGGAAACCAAAGAAGCUGUGAGGAAAAGGGUCCUGUAUGAAAAAGACAUCCUCUCGAGGUGCUGAUCUUGUCGAACUGACUUUGGAUCGGAAAGGGAAAAAGAAGACAGAAGUGUCCAUGUUGCAGUUAAAAAUACAUACCACUGUCAACAUGCAGGAGAAACCCUAUGAAUGCCUGGAGUGUGGAAAGAGCUUCAAACACAAUCAAAGUCUGCAGUCACAUCAAAGGACUCACACUGAGGAGAAACCCUAUACAUGCCUGGAAUGUGGCCAGAGCUUCACUCAGAGUUCACACCUACAUACACACAAACGAACUCACACUGGGGAGAAACCCUAUAAAUGUCUAGAGUGUGGAAAGAGCUUCAGUGAUAGUGGAAGUCUACAUAAACACCAACUAACUCACACUGGGGAGAAACCCUAUACAUGCCUGGAAUGUGGACAGAGCUUCACUCAGAGUUCACACCUACGUAGGCAUCAACGCACUCACACUGGGGAGAAACCUUAUGCAUGCCUGGAAUGUGGCCAGAGCUUUACUCAGAGUUCACACCUACAUAGACACCAACUAACUCACACUGGGGAGAAACCUUAUAAAUGCCUGGACUGUGGAAAGAGGUUCACUCGGAGUGGAGAUCUGCGUUCACAUCAACAAACUCACACUGGGGAGAAACCCUAUGAAUGCCUGGAGUGUAGAAAGAGUUUCACUUUGAGACAUUAUCUGCAGCAACAUGAAAGGAUUCACACUGGGGAGAAACCCUAUGCAUGCCUGGAAUGUGGAAAGAGCUUCACUGAUAGUGGACAUCUACAUAAACACCAACAAACUCACACUGGGGAGAAACCCUAUCAAUGCCUGGAGUGUGGAAAGAGCUUUGCCCGGCAUGGGAGUCUACAGUCUCACCACAGAACUCACUCUGGGGAGAAACCCUAUAAAUGCUUGGAGUGUGGAAAGAACUUCACUGGCAGUGGCGACCUACAUAGACACCAACGAACUCACACUGGGGAGAAACCCUAUACAUGCCUGGAGUGUGGAAAGAACUUCACUGGCAGUGGAAACCUACAUAAACACCAACAAACCCAUACUGGGGAGAAACCCUAUAAAUGCCCGGAGUGUGGAAAGAGCUUCACUCAGCGUAUACACCUACAUAACCACCAAGGAACUCACACUGGGGAGAAACCGUAUAAAUGCCUGGAGUGUGGAAAGAGUUUCAGUUGGGAGCAUUCUCUGCAGCAACAUGAAAGGCUGCACACUGGGGAGAAACCCUAUAAAUGCCUGGAGUGUGGAAAGAACUUCAAUGGCAGUGGAGACCUACGUAGACACCAACGAACUCAUACUGGGGAGAAACCCUAUCAAUGCCUGGAGUGUGGAAAGAGCUUUACUCGUAGUGGAGUUCUGUGUAGACACCAACGAACUCACACUGGGGAGAAACCCUAUCAAUGCCUGGAGUGUGGAAAGAGCUUCACUGACAGUGGAAAUCUUCAAAAACAUAAUAGAACGCACACUGGGAUGCCUUGAGUGUGGAAAGAGUUUCACUCUGAGGGGUCAUCUGCAGCCACGUGAAACUCACAUUCUAGUAAAUGGAUGCUAAGGGAGACUCUCUAAGAUGUACAAA